UUAAUACCGAUACUAAAUCAUUAUAUCAUGACACUUUCUGAAAUAUACCUAUAUAUGUAUAUAUGUAUGUAUGCUUAGUUUUUCAGCUUAUAAACGAUCAUUCAAGAUACUUUAUUCCAAAUUCUAUUUUUCUAAAUUAUCGCCCACUGUUUUCAAUUCUCUUUAGGAUACAAUGACUCUCUUUAAUCACCAGGGUAAAUAGAUUGAGGUUCUGAAAUUUUUACGCCAUAUUUAAAACGUAAACGACUUUGAAUAAGCUUUCAGUAAUCUUAAACAAUAUUAUAUACUAAUAUAUGCAGCUAGUAGCUCGACAAAAAGUGCAACAUUCAGAUCAAUAUGUGAUUUAUAAUAUAAAAGUUCAAUAACAUGUAUAUAAAAUAUCUAAAUAAUUUGAUUCAUUAUAAUAUAGCCUUUUAUUUUUCUCCCUUUGAUUUCUUUCUACUUUGUACAAGGAUAGUAUGGAAAUUCUAGGUUGACUGAUGGUAACGAAAAUUGGAACAAUGGAAUGUCUGCAUUUAUAUUUAUAUUUUCUUUAGAAUUUGCUGAAUAUUCCAGCGUAUGUAUUAUACACCUAUCUUACACUAUUAUGUCUUUUAGUACAACUUUGAGUAACGAAAACAGGGUCUAACCCAGCUUUGAAAAGAAUUUAUCUCUAAACAAUCAAAAAUUUCAAUAGAGCAGACUUUUUAUGAUCAUAUAUAUUAAUACUCCUCUUUCCAUAGUAUACAAUUAACCCUAGAAUCGUAUAGGUUGCCUGCUUGCAUAUUGGUCGAGAAGUUGAGAUAAAGAUCAAAAAAUAGAUAGAAAACAUAUUACGAAGAUGACUUUGAAGUCGAUCAGAACGUAUGAAGAUGUUAUGCAUAUGAUUGGAGGGUUCGGCCUCUAUCAGAGAAUCUGUUUCGUCUUCAUACAGAUGGCCGAUUUAUUUGGCGCGUUUAUCAUCUUCUCUCCGAUUCUCAUAGCUGCUGUCCCUGCAAAUUUGGAUUGCUCUCCGUCAAACCAAACAAAUGGAACGAAUUCUUCUCAGCAAUUUGAUGAGAAAACAUCAACUAUCGUUGCUACAUGGCAACUUGUUUGCGACAAGGCUUGGGUACCAGAUACAAUCAAUACAAUACAAAUGAUAGGUUUCUUCCUUGGAGCCGCAAUUUUUGGGCAAUUGAGUGAUGCAACAGGAAGGAGACAUACAUAUUUCUUUGGAAAUUUAGUGCUAGUACUACCAUGUCUUGUUUCUGCUUUCGUUCCAAACUGGUAUUACUAUGCCGCUUGUCGUUUAUUUAGUGGUAUCGGAUUCGGAGGUCUACAAGUAAUAAGCUCUGUAUAUCCUUUAGAAAUUGUAUCGAAGAAGUACAGAAGUUUAGCUGGGACAUUUGGGUUUUGGGCUAUUGGACAAAUGCUUUUAGCACCAAUGGCCUAUUAUUUUAGAAAAUGGCAAACUCUUCUUAUAGUUUCCUGUUCAACAAGCAUUCCGUUCUUUCUUGGAUGGUUCUUUGUACCAGAGAGUCCAAGAUGGUUACUGCAAAAAGAAAGAUAUCACGAAGCUCACAAAAUUCUGCAGAAAAUUGCUAGGAGAAAUGGGCGAACUUGUCCCGACUUGGGAACGCUCAAAAGAAUUACUGUAAGAGAUGAUAAGCGUGUUUCCUGCAUGAAACUAUGGGUCAGAGAACAUUUUAAGAAAACAGCAGUCUUAGGGUUGAGUUGGUAUACCGUCUACUGCACAUAUUACGUAAUAUCUUUUAACUUUCCACAUGACCUUAUAAAUAACAAAUAUCUGAGUAUACUAAUAAUUGGAGCUGUUGAUUGGCCUGCAAUGUUAUCCGUAAUUGCCGCAAACUGCUUGACUGGAAGAAAAAAAUCGCUUUUCAUCUACAUUAUAAUAGCUGCCAUUGGGGUUUUGACAAUUCUAAUAAUUGGUAUUUUGAAAAUGCGAAAUGAUUUGAAAGUUCUUCUCUUUAUUGGGGGACUAAUGGCUAAGGGUUGUAUGGUUGCGAACAUGUAUGUUCUUAGAAUUUAUACUGCAGAAACUUAUCCAACAAUCGUUAGGUCAUCGGCCGUUGGCCUUGGGAGUAUGUUUGGGUGUAAGGGGAGUAUUUCAGCUCCUCUUCUUUUACUUACGUUCCAUAAAUUCCCUCUCGGACCUUUCUUGGUUAUUUUUAUACUAUUUGUGUUGACGUUAAUAUUAGUGUUCCUAUGCCUAUCUGAAACAAAAGGUUUGCACCUCAGCGAUUCUUUCAAAGACCAACAGAUGGCGUUGAAAAGCAACUAUAGUAAAGAUGUUGAAGACGAAAAGAGUUACGAGCAAGGGGAAUUGGUGUCUAACGGCGAAAAAGAGCAAAUUACAUUUUAUUAAACAGCUAAAUUGUCAGGUUUAAGCUUAACACGUAUUAGCUAACAAAAAGACUGUAAUAUUUAGAUAUAAAUUUUGUUUUUUUGCGCAUAACGUCCGAGUAUGGAGACCAUAAAUAUUCCACAUAAUUUGAACAUAAAUAUCCAUUUAUUAUGUUCAAUUUAUUGAUAGUUUAGAGUGAGUAUAUUAUUGACUUGCCUUGUUUUCUAUUGUUUCUCUUUUGCUUGUACACGCACAUACAAAUAUAUAUAUGUAUUACACAUGGUUAUAGAUGAUAAAAUAGAAACAAUUAGCAUCAUUUUUAACACUGCUACCGUUUUUUGACAAGACUGUUUUCUACAUUGUUUAAAUAGCAAAGGUAUUUCCUGAUUUAUAUCUAAAAAAAAUCCGUAUUUUUUUCUAAUAUGUGUCAUAUUUUUACAUUUUAACUUUUGUUAAUUUUUACUGCUUUACGUAUACUGCAAAACUAAAAUUUUCACGAAUAUAUGUAUUGUGAUAUUAUAUACUAUAUUGAGCAAUAAAAUAGGGUAUAAAAUGACAAAAUGCAUACAUCUUACGGUGGAAAAAGAUCUGAUAUCAUCUACUAUAAUAAAGUUAGGUCAGAAUGAUGAAAAGAGAGGAAGAGAAUUAGCCGAAUCCAAGUAAAGAGGAAAAAGCACGAUAAUAAAAAGGCGGUGGCUAUAAACGUUCUUAAAUCGUCUAAUCAAUAAUAAUAUCCACUCGAAUGCCUUCUUCAACAAAAUAGCCAAAGAACGUCAAGGCGUUUUGGAUCGUGAUUGACAAACCAAGGUACGCCCCCUGGUGAGAAGCGCGGAUGUCAACCGCGUUUCAUUCGCUCUCCUCCAGAGAGAAGGCCAAUGGAUAAAGAUUUGAAGAGAAAAUACUUGAAAAUUUUCUUUCUAUUCUCAUCUAUAUCAACAUUGGCAAUAUUCUUCUUAUGUUCCGGUAUAAGACCUUCAGUUUGUAGAAUAACUUUACCGCAAGUUCAAAAUAAUAGGAUACACUAUAAGCAUGCCAAAAGGAGACUUCCUAAAGCUAUAAUAAUAGGAGUCAGAAAAGGAGGAAGCCGAGCACUCUUGGAAUUCCUUGAUAUUCAUCCAAAGAUUAGGAUAUGUCAUCGUGAAAUGCACUUUUUUAAUAAUGACGACGCAUACGCUGAAGGAUUGGAAUGGUAUAGGAGGAAGAUGCCCUACUCCUUUGCAGAUCAAAUCACCAUCGAAAAAACACCCGCCUAUUUUACCUCGAUCGACGCCGCCCAGCGAAUUCACUCGAUGAAUUCUUCCAUUAAACUAAUACUGGUGGCGCGUAACCCUACUGAUCGGGCGAUCAGUGACUAUGAACAAAUCCAACAAAACCGCUUAAGCAGGAACAAACAACGGCAAACUUUCGACGAGUUGGCAUUUAAUGCAGACGGCGGAGUACAGGAAGACUAUUCGGCCAUAGAAAGAGGCAUUUAUCACAAGCACUUAUCCGUCUGGCUAAACUAUUUCUCACUCGAUCAAAUUCUAGUACUAUCAUCGGAACUACUAAUAACUGAUCCGGUCUUGGUUCUACGGAAAGUUCAACUGUUUCUGGGACUACAACCUUACAUUCGACAAAGUCAUUUCGUUUAUAAUCCGUCGAAAGGAUUUUUCUGCAAAGCCGAUUCAGUGGGCCGUCAAUGUUUGUCAAAGAGCAAAGGUCGAACUCAUCCUAAGCUUUCCCCUAGUACAAGACGAAAAUUAGAAGAAUUCUAUAUACCGCACAGUCAGCAUUUUUAUAAAAUGGUCGGCAGGAAUUUUGCAUGGUUUCCAAAUGACAGUAUUAACCUCACAUGAAAAAAAAAACCAACAUAAAUACAGCAUUUUCCUUUCUUUAUCACUUUAUGGGUUAUGGUGCCAUCUAGUGUCAACACCAUAGAGACAUUGAAAGGAAUCGAAUGAGUGAACAAGUGAAAGACAAAAAAAUUACGAAAUUGUAAACAAAAUAUCAAUAAAGAAACUAACAAAACAGCUUAAUUACAACUAUAGUAAUAUAAUAAAGAUUUUAUUUAUUUAAUAUU
Dimorphilus gyrociliatus is the source of this 4385-nucleotide messenger RNA. NCBI's taxonomy places the organism in Eukaryota, Metazoa, Annelida, Polychaeta, Dinophilidae. The record is from the annotation of a GenBank genome assembly.